CCAAUCUCCCUCACCGCGUUCUAAAUCUCCAGACCCGAUACAAACGUAUCGGCCGAAACAUGCCUCUGCAUCGCCGAAACUUCCCCUCCAUCUCCCAAUGCGACCCCACCGGCCGUGGGACCCACACCGUCGCGGCCGAUCUGGACGGUACACUCCUCAUCUCCCGCAGCUCCUUCCCCUAUUUCAUGCUCAUCGCCGUCGAGGCAGGCAGCCUCCUCCGCGGCAUCUUCCUCCUCCUCGUCUCCCCACUCAUCCUCUUCCUCUACAAGCUCGUAUCAGAAUCUCUCGGGAUCCGACUCAUGAUCUUCGUAUCGGUAUCGGGCAUUAAGAUCCGAGACGUCGAGCUGGCGGCCCGGGCCGUGCUGCCGAGGUUCUACGCGGCGGACGUCCGAUCCGACACGUGGCGGGUCUUCAGCGCGUGCGGGAGGCGCGUGGUGGUGACGGCGAAUCCGACGGUGAUGGUCGAGCCGUUCGUGCGAGAGUUGUUGGGCGGGGACAAGGUGCUGGGCACGGAGCUGGAGGUGGACCCGAGGACGGGAAGGGCGACGGGAUUCGUCAAAAAGCCAGGGGUAUUAGUGGGAGAACUGAAAAGGCUGGCGGUUUUGAGGGAGUUUGGAGAGCGUUUGCCUGACAUCGGGAUCGGAGAUCGCGAGUCGGAUCAUGAUUUCAUGGCCGUUUGCAAGGAAGGCUACAUGGUGCACCCAGACCCAUCAGCCACCCCAGUCCCACCAGACCACCUCAACAGCAACAUCAUCUUCCACGACGGCCGCCUCGUCCAACGCCCCACCCCUCUCAAUGCCCUCCUCACCUUCCUAUGGCUCCCAUUCGGCUUCCUCCUCGCAACCAUCCGCAUCUACUUAAACCUCCCUCUCGAUGGCCCCAUCGUCCAACUCACCUACCGCCUUCUCGGCAUCAAGCUCAUUAUCAAUGGCACACCACCACCCCCACCUGCACCAGGCUCACCUGGGUCGCUCUUCGUCUGCAACCACCGCACCGCAUUAGACCCGAUCAUAAUCUCGAUCGCUCUCAAACGCAAGGUCUCAUGUGUCACAUACAGCUUAGGUUGCUUCUCUGAGCUCAUAGCCCCAAUUCGAGCGGUCCCACUAACCCGUGACCGGUCGACCGACGCAGCCCGCAUAUCAGCCCUCCUUCAUGAGGGUGAUGUAGUAAUCUGCCCAGAAGGGACCACCUGCCGUGAACCGUUCCUGCUAAGAUUCAGCGCUUUGUUUGCUGAAUUGAGUGAUCGGAUCGUGCCGGUUGCAGUCGAUGCCAAGAUGAGUAUGUUCCAUGCAACGACGGUUCGAGGGUGUAAGUCCAUGGACCCGUAUUUCUUCUUCAUGAACCCUCGGCCGGGUUAUGAGGUCACGUUCCUGGAUCGGGUGCCGGAGGAGCUGACGUGUAAGGGUGGGAAGUCGUCGAUUGAGGUGGCCAAUCACCUGCAGAGGGUGCUGGGAGCCACGUUGGGGUUCGAGUGCACCGGAUUGACUCGGAAAGACAAGUACAUGAUGCUCGCGGGCUAUGAUGGAAAGGUGGACUCUACGUGCAAGGAGGAAUGAAGGUAGCAUUUCACAAAUUCGACAAGU
This is a messenger RNA of Magnolia sinica, 1583 nucleotides long. RefSeq names its product probable glycerol-3-phosphate acyltransferase 8. Bases 60 to 1556 code for a protein of 498 amino acids. The record is from RefSeq and is a predicted model, not a curated record. Gene Ontology annotation, molecular function: glycerol-3-phosphate 2-O-acyltransferase activity; phosphatase activity. Gene Ontology annotation, cellular component: membrane. Lineage: Eukaryota; Viridiplantae; Streptophyta; Magnoliopsida; Magnoliales; Magnoliaceae. Gene Ontology annotation, biological process: cutin biosynthetic process. The transcript has 2 exons.